Molecule: messenger RNA, 930 nt
Organism: Henningerozyma blattae CBS 6284
Lineage: Eukaryota; Fungi; Ascomycota; Saccharomycetes; Saccharomycetales; Saccharomycetaceae
Gene: PAN6
Product: pantoate--beta-alanine ligase PAN6
Exons: 1
Coding region: 1-930 (309 amino acids)
Biological process (GO): pantothenate biosynthetic process
Molecular function (GO): pantoate-beta-alanine ligase activity
Source: RefSeq, a predicted model, not a curated record
AUGAAAGUUUUCCAUACAGUUAAAGAAUUUGUUGAAUGGAGAAAGAACGAAUUUAGUGAUCGUUCUAAAAUCUCUAUUGGUUUUGUUCCAACUAUGGGUUGUUUACAUGCUGGGCAUGCCUCAUUAAUCAAACAAUCAAAAGAAGAUAAUGAUAAAACUUUUGUAAGUGUUUUUGUUAACCCAGCUCAGUUUGCUCCAAGCGAAGAUUUAGAUCAAUAUCCACGUACAUUGCCAGAAGAUAUUAAACUACUUGAAUCUCUUGGAGUCGAUGCAUUAUUUGCACCAUCACCUUCCGAGAUAUACCCUCAAGGGAUUCCAUUGGACACCACUCAGCAACGUGGCCCAUUUGUAUCUGUUCAUGGUAUCAGUGAAAUGCUAGAAGGUAAGACAAGACCAAACUUUUUUCGUGGUGUUGCUACAGUAGUAUUAAAAUUGUUCAAUAUCACUGCUCCAGAUAUUGCUUAUUUUGGUCAAAAAGAUAUUCAACAAUUUAUCGUUUUAGAAACCAUGGUGAAAGAAUUAUUUUGUAAUUUGAAACUAAAAAUGAUGCCAAUCGUUAGAGGUGAGAGUGGUUUGGCCUUGAGUAGUAGAAAUAAAUACUUAUCCGAGAAAUCUAAAGCUGAUGCUUCAAACAUUUAUGCUGGAUUACAUUCAGCUGAAAAAUUAAUCUUGAAGUCAGCAGUUAGUAUUAAGAGACAAGUCUUAUUAGAUUCGAUUAUGGAAUAUUGGAAACAAUUUAUCGAUUCCAAGGAAUUAAAGGUUGAUUACAUCUCUAUUGCUGAUUACAAUACAUUACAAGAAUUAGAUAGUAUCGAACCAUCCACACACAGACAGAGUCAUGACAAAGUGGUAAUUAGUUGUGCUGUAUAUGUUACUGAUGUUGAUAAACCAGACACCACUGUUCGUUUGAUCGACAAUAUUAUCGUAUAG